Messenger RNA from Vigna radiata var. radiata (mung bean), 3128 nucleotides. Its product is annotated as scarecrow-like protein 21. The transcript is spliced from 2 exons. Gene Ontology annotation, molecular function: DNA-binding transcription factor activity; sequence-specific DNA binding. NCBI's taxonomy places the organism in Eukaryota, Viridiplantae, Streptophyta, Magnoliopsida, Fabales, Fabaceae. Gene Ontology annotation, biological process: regulation of DNA-templated transcription. The record is from RefSeq and is a predicted model, not a curated record. Gene Ontology annotation, cellular component: nucleus. Bases 1099 to 2796 code for a protein of 565 amino acids.
ACACUCCCGGUCUCAAAUUGCGGUUAUUAAAAAAAACUCCUUCUCCUGAUGCCUUCAUUUUCCUUCAAAACCAUAUUAUUAUAUGUCAUCAACUGAAGCGAAAUUCAGCAUAGUUUAGCUCUGCACGUGUAUUGAAUCAAAGUCUUUUCUAUUGGUACGCGUUGAAUAUUAAUGGUCUUCAAGCUUCCAUGAACUCAGCAUCGGGAAGUGGGGCAACUGCACAAUAACAUCAACAGGAAAUAAUAUGGUUUAAGUUUUGGUUACGUGGCUUAGUGGUUUUCCUGGUUGCAAAGUAAACAUUGGGACUGCAAUGAGGAAUUGUGACUUACAUGGUAUCGUUGCGAUUGUUACUAUCGAUGUUAUUAUAAGCUUCCUUUUCUUACUAGUUGAGUUUUUCUAUGUUCGUGAUGUGUAAGUCUUUCUCCUGGUCACUAAAUUAGUACAUGACCAUAUUUUUUCUUGAUUUGAGAUAUCUAACGUGUCCCCUCAUGCCUAACAUGUUCCCGAAAACCAAAAUCUGAACAUCUCAAACAAGAAAAUGGAAGAAUGUCCGUUAAUGGGUAACACCAUUUUAUAAAGUGAACUUUAAACUUACAUAAAUCUUACAAAUCAGCUUAUAAGUUGAGAUUUUGCAUCUAAUUAUAUAUUAUAUAUUAUGAUUUGGUUAUAUCUAGCUGAAGUGAGUUGGAUACAUAGACUAAAGAGAUAGUCAAAUUAUAAUAUGUAGGUGGUUACAAACUUCACUUUAGAAUUUAUUUUUGUGAUAUUAAAUUAGAUUUGAAGUUCAUCUUCCAAAAAUAGAGAAGAGUAGCGAUGAAUUCAAUAACAAAAUACCAGAAUUGUAGCUUUACAUCUGCUAAUUAGCGUUAUAUUUUCAGUGUGUUCAAGUUCAUAUAAUUCUUGUACGUAUGUGUGAUGUUUCUUCCCUUCUCCACUUGUUGGGGCAAAAAUAAGUUUUAUUGUCUUGCUUAUGCGAAUAUUGACAGAUUGCUGCUCUGUUUUACAAGGUUUAUCUGGUAUUAUUGUAAGUGUUGGUAUACUAGUCUGGAGCAGAAGUUUGCCAAGGAAACUGCUUUUAGCUGAUUGCUUUGUCAUAGUAUGGACUUGAAUGAGUUUUCAAGUGUCGGUGUGACUAGUUCGGCAGGAAUUCCUUGCACAUCAUCUUAUAAUCCUAUUUCAGCAAUACCCAACAGGUUGCUUGGAUCCUUAGAACAAAACAUAGAACACUCUCCUAAUUCGGCCCUUUCUACCCAUUUUGAUUCUGAUACCCUUUCUUCUGCGCUAAGUGACGGCCAAGAACAGCACACCGCUGGGGAAAUUCACUCUGGUGUAAACCCUUUGCAGGAAACCAAUCAUUAUUUGUAUAGGCCAGUCUCACCUGUGGACCAUCUCCAAGACGGUAAGCAUCUAUCUACUAGAUGCUUUUUUCCACUGGAUAUAGGUUAUGAUCAUGAAACAAGGUAUGCAUUGCUGGAACUAGAAAGUGCUUUGAUGGCACCUGAUGGUGAUGAUCAAGUCACCACAUCAAGCACUUCUUUGGGUGUUAGCAGAAGGUCUACAACAUCUGCCCAGAGAAAUAGGUCCUGGAGCCAUGAGGGGCAGCCGAGUGAUGUUGCACGAGUAGGUAAGCGUCACAAAUCAACUGAGGAAGUAUCACUACAAGGAUUCCCAUCAACCAAUUUGAAAGAAUUGCUGAUUGUAUCAGCCAAAGCCUUGUCUGAAAACAACAUGAAAGAUUUUGAUCGACUGAUAGAGAAGGCUAGAAGUGUUGUGUCUAUAACUGGGGAGCCAAUCCAGCGCCUUGGUGCUUAUUUGGUGGAAGGACUUGUUGCUAGGAAGGGGGCAUCAGGGAAUAACAUCUACCGUGCGCUCAGAUGCAGAGAACCUGAAGGAAAAGACUUGCUCUCUUACAUUCAGCUACUGUAUGAAAUAUGUCCCUACUUAAAAUUUGGUUACAUGGCUGCCAAUGGCGCCAUUGCUGAAGCUUGUAGAGAUGAGGACCAGAUCCAUAUCAUAGACUUUCAGAUUGGUCAGGGAAUUCAAUGGAUGACACUUCUUCAAGCUCUUGCUGCAAGACCUGGUGGAGCUCCUCAUGUGCGGAUAUCAGGGAUUGAUGACCCCCUUUCUAAAUAUGUUCGUGGUGAUGGAUUAGAAGCCGUUGGAAAAAGGUUGGCUGAAAUAUCUCAGACAUUUAACAUCCCAGUAGAGUUCCACAGUGUGCCUGUUUUAGCUCCAUAUGUGACAAAAGACAUGCUUGACAUCAGGCCUGGUGAGGCUUUGGCUGUGAAUUUCCCUUUGCAACUCCAUCACACGGCUGAUGAGAGUGUGGAUAUGAAUAAUCCAAGGGAUGGACUUUUGAGAUUGGUGAAAUCACUUUCUCCCAAGGUAACUACGUUGAUUGAGCAAGAGUCGAACACUAAUACCACUCCUUUCUUCAACAGGUUUAUAGAAACCUUGGAUUACUACUUGGCAAUUUUUGAGUCCAUUGAUGUGUCUCUUGCAAGAAAGAGCAAGGAUCGAAUUAAUGUUGAACAACAUUGUCUGGCACGGGAUAUUGUCAAUAUUGUUGCUUGUGAAGGGAAGGAAAGGGUAGAGAGACAUGAACUAUUAGGCAAGUGGAAGUCUAGGUUCACAAUGGCUGGAUUUUCUCAAUAUCCUUUAAGUUCAUACGUUAAUUCUGUCAUAAGGAGCCUGCUUAGGUGCUAUUCAGAACAUUAUAAUCUUGUGGAGAAGGAUGGGGCCAUGUUGUUAGGAUGGAAGGACAGAAAUUUGAUUUCAGCUUCAGCAUGGCAUUGAUUACAUGCAGAGAGGAAAUAUUGUACUUGGGGUAGAAAUAUCUUGCUGACAGCUUUAUGUUGAUUUCCAGGGCCAUGUGUCCCUUAUCAUUGAUUUAAAGGUCGUUGUUCCUAUAUGGAAUUUCAUAUCAUAGUGAUGCUAUAACAAUUCUUUUAUGGAAUAUUUAGUUAUGUACAGGGUUUUGGUUAACAAAUUUUUACUUGUUCCUCAAACUUAUCCCUUGUCUUCAACAAAAAAAUUCAAUAAUUUCACAAUAAGAUUGCUGACCGCUGGCUACAUUCUUAUGCGAUAAAUUUUGUUGCUUUACCCAUUUUUGUUUUGAUAACAUUGUU